This is a messenger RNA of Penaeus indicus, 1814 nucleotides long. RefSeq names its product 26S proteasome non-ATPase regulatory subunit 4-like (gene Rpn10). The transcript has 10 exons. The record is from RefSeq and is a predicted model, not a curated record. Gene Ontology annotation, cellular component: nucleus; proteasome regulatory particle, base subcomplex; cytosol. Gene Ontology annotation, molecular function: polyubiquitin modification-dependent protein binding. Gene Ontology annotation, biological process: proteasome-mediated ubiquitin-dependent protein catabolic process. The coding region runs from base 66 to 1364 and encodes 432 amino acids. NCBI's taxonomy places the organism in Eukaryota, Metazoa, Arthropoda, Malacostraca, Decapoda, Penaeidae.
CGCCCGUGUUCCGUGGAUGUGAACGAGCGGCUCAGGCAGACCCAGCGGUAAACAGUGCGGGCAAGAUGGUUCUCGAGAGCACUAUUAUAUGUGUUGACAAUAGUGAAUACAUGCGAAAUGGAGACUACGUGCCAACACGUCUCCAAGCUCAGCAGGAUGCAGUUAACACCAUUUGCCGUUUUAAACUUAGGUCUAAUCCUGAGAACAAUGUUGGCCUCCUCACCUUAGCCAAUACUGAGGUCCUUGCAACACUGACGACAGAUGUUGGGAAAAUCCUGACAUCACUGCAUAAAGUAAUGCCAAAUGGGUUCAUCAAUCUCCUGACUGGUAUACGAAUUGCUCAUUUAGCGCUGAAACACCGUCAAAGUAAAAACCACAAAAUGCGUAUUGUUGCCUUUGUGGGAAGUCCAAUUGAGGCUGACGAAAAAGAAAUCAUUAAGGUAGCCAAACGCCUCAAGAAGGAGAAAGUUAACAUUGACAUUGUUAACUUUGGGGAGACAGUCCAGGAUAUCAACCAGUCUCUGUUGGAGGCCAUGGUGAGUACCAUCAAUGGCCGAGAGGGUGGUGGAUCACACUUGGUCACUGUGCCUCCUUCACCUCAUCUAGCAGAUGCCCUCUUGUCCUCGCCUAUUGUCCAGGGUGAGGAUGGAGGAUCGGCUGCAAGCUUUGCAACAGGCGGGGGCUUUGAGUUUGGUGUUGAUCCUAAUGAGGAUCCAGAACUGGCACUGGCUCUGCGUGUGUCUAUGGAGGAACAACGGCAGAGACAGCAGGAAGAGGAACGUCGUGCUGCUCAGGAAUCGGCAGCAAAGGCUCCAUCUGCUGAAGCUACACCUCAGCCACCUGCCACGACACCAACACCACAACCUGCUGCAACAGAAGGUGGUCAAUCUGAAGAGGAGAUGUUACAACAAGCUCUAGCAAUGUCACUGGAAGUUGGAGGUGCUGGUGGCUCAACACAAGCUAAAGGAUCCACUGCUGCCAAGCCAGCUGCAGCUCCAAAAGCUGCCCCUGCUGCUGCUGUUCCAGACUUCUCUGCAAUGACAGAAGAAGAGCAGAUUGCAUAUGCAAUGCAGAUUUCUAUGCAGGACUGUGCAGAGCCUAAGGAGGAACCAAUGGAUGUGGAUACACCAAGUGAAGACAGAGGUGCAAAGGGAGUAAAGGAAAGCUCAGAGGUGAAGAAAGAGGAGGAGGAACAGGAUUUCUCCCAGGUCAUGGCAGAUCCAGCCUUUCUAGAGAGUGUCUUGCAAAACCUGCCUGGCGUUGACCCCCAGAGCCAGGUUGUCAAAGAGGCUGUAGGGUCUCUCACUCAACAGGACAAGGAUAAAGAGAAGGAUAAGGAUAAGAAGAAAGAUGAGAAGAAAUAAGAUAUUUUUAUAUGUGUGAGGAGAACACUUAUCUUAAUAGCAUUAUAGUUCUCAGCUCAAAUUAAGAAAUGUUUCCUUUUUUUAUAAGAAUAGUUUCUCUUUUUUUGUAAACUGGGAAAGCAUUUGUUUAUACAAGUGAAAAAAUCACUUGCAUAAAUUUAUUUGUAAAGUCUGUUUGAUUUUUUUCUCUAAGGUAGGGGUUGUUUAGCUAUCAAAUAACCAGAUGCUGAGAAAGUUUCCCCAACAGUUAGCUUAAGUUCAGAUAUACUUUGUGUCAAAAGCAAUCUUAAAAAAUUCUUCUCUUGGCAACAUGGCUGGGUGUCUGUUCUGCAGCAACCUUACAACACUGCUCUGAACAGGCUAGUAUAAAUAUGCUGCAUAAGCAGUUUGGUCCAUGUUUGAUGGCCAAUUUAAAGUCCAUGAAUAAAGCUUAAAUAAAAAGUAAAAGAA